GUGGCCGGCAAUGAUGGGUCAUUGCCUCCCCAGCCGUGUGAUAACACUGCCUGGCGCAUGAAACACGAGCGAAAAAAUGGACCUUCGCCACGGAGUUCGCUCAACAUCCAGUUUGCCGCGCUCAGGAGGCCAUGCCCUGCCAGCCUUUCAACAGGCCGAAGUCCUGGACUCCGACGAGUAUUUUCGCGUGGUGAUUCGGGUGCGUCCACCCUUGGAUCGCGAGUUGGCAUCGCCUGUGUGGCAGCAUGUGGUGUCCGUGCCCGGAUCUACACAGAUUUGUUUGUACGAGACGGUGCCGGAGAUGAACGCCGCGGAUCGCGCCAGCGGCACGAGGAACACAGUGGUCAACACGCACAGUUUCUCGUUCGACCACGUGUAUGAUCAAAACGCCUCGCAGCCAACCGUCUACGAGAGCACUGCACGCACAUCCGUGAUGUCGGCCCUGGAGGGCUACAAUGCCACCAUCGUGGCCUACGGCCCUACGAGUACAGGUAAGACGUACACCAUGGAAGGCGGUCUCAAGGCCAUGAUGGAGGAUUCUCGCGGCAUCAUUCCACGCUCCAUGGAGGAGAUCUUUGAGCACAUUCGAGGCGCUCGGAAUGAAGCGGCGACCUUCCAGGUUCGCGCGUCAUAUCUCCAGAUCUACAACGAGGUGAUUUCGGAUUUGCUGAAGCCGGACCGAUCGCACCUAAUGAUCCGUGAAGACAAACGCCGUGGAGUCUUUGUGGAGGGCCUCUCAGAAUGGUUGUGCCGAAGCGCUGACGAGGUGCAGACCUUGAUGGAACAUGGUUCCACGGCCCGUGCCACCGCGCAGACGGGCCACAACGAUACCUCAAGUCGAUCUCAUGCAGUGUUUAUCAUUGUCGUGGAGCGCCACUCCGGCAGUCAGGGGCGGCAGAGUCUCACAGGGCGCCUGAACCUGGUGGACCUUGCCGGCUCCGAGCGGCCAAGGCUUACAGGACGCCGCGGGAGUUCAGAGGAGUUGACCACGGGUGAUUUUGGUGCUUCGGCUGGUGCGACCGGGCAACGCUUGGAGGAAACCAAGAAGAUCAAUCAGAGUCUGUCGGCUCUGGGUAAUGUGAUUUCUGCCUUGACCGAACGAAGAGCAAGAUCUCACGUACCCUAUCGGGAUUCCAAGUUGACCCGACUGCUGGAAGACUCCCUGGGAGGAAACUGCCGCACGACCAUGAUGGCCAUGGUGAGCCCGGCUGCAGAGGCCUUCGCUGAGUCGCUGAGCACCUUGAAAUUCGCGCAACGCGCCAAGGGCGUCGUCGUCACCCCACAGGUCAAUGAGGAUGUAGAUCCCCGGAUGAUGGCGAACAGGUACGAGGCGGAGAUUCGUCGCCUGCGUAGCGAGUUGGCGGAGCAGGCUUCGGCGCGGAACGGCGCCAGGACACCAGACGCGGGGCCAAAGAUCGAUGGUGAGGCACUUUAUUCCCGCAGCCUGAGUGACUUUUCAGGUGGAAGAGCUGGAAGUUCCAAAAUUCCCGUGGAAGAGGCCCCCGCGGGCCGCUACAAACAGCUCCUUCUGAAACAGCGAGACAUCAUGAUUACGCUGACGCAGCGGCUCCAUGAGCGAGAUGAAACCAUCAUUUCGCUUCAGGCUGAGCUGGAUAGCCGAGACCAGCGGGAACGUGAGCUUCAGGAGCGCUUGGAACGGCAAGCGGUGCGGCUGGCAGCUGCCGAGAAAGCGCUACAGGCGUCGUCCAAGGCAAACAUGGUCAACAUGUCAGGAGGCAGUUGGAGUUCCAGCCCAGCCAGGCGAAAUGAAGAGGCGGAACUCAAACACUUGCCCCGAUACUUGCCUGAGAGUCGUGUGGACGUUCCGAACGACCAGCGCGGCAUUGGGAUGUCAUCUCCCAGCUCGGAAGUGGGUGUGGCAAGGUAUGGUCAGAGACUGCUGAGCGCCGACGACAAGGUUUUAGAACUCACAUCGCUGCUGGAGACCCAAAGGCAAGAGAACCACAGGAUCAGGUUGGAGUUGGAAGCCCUGCAACCACCAGCUGCGUCGCUGGCGGCCGCCAUGGCUUGUAGCUUCAGCCGAGACGUGCGCGAUCCUGCCAGCUGGGCGGAUGCAGAAGUUCGCAGUUUGAGGGCAGGACGGUCGCAAGGGGCGGCCACGCCCACCCGUCCCUUUCGAUGAGGAUUCCACGUCCGGUCGUCCCGUCACGGGCACCGAGCGCUGCCGAACUCGGCGAUUCAACCGAGUUCAACCAUGGUUUUUUGAUCGGUGGGAUUCAUGGACAUCAAGG
Molecule: messenger RNA, 2252 nt
Organism: Cladocopium goreaui
Lineage: Eukaryota; Dinophyceae; Suessiales; Symbiodiniaceae
Source: the annotation of a GenBank genome assembly